GUGAAUCUGCAACUGAAUCUGUUUCUCUCUCAUCUCUUCUCUCCCCUUCUCUUCUCCUCCGGGUUGCAUUUCUACAGGCCGUUUUUGCUUUUCUUCCCAAUCAUUUUCUCUCUUGAAUAAUAAAUGUCAAUAACAAUAAUUUACCCAUUCUGAUUCGCUUUUGAAUGAUUGAUUAGUGAAAUUCACUACGAAAAAAUCGAAAAGGGGAUACACUGAGAUCCUGUUUUCUGUUCUCAGCUGGAAACCACUGAACCGAGUGUGUACUAUUGCAGAAAGAGAUGGUUAACUUUGGGAAAAAGUUGAAAGACAGGCAAAUUCAAGAAUGGCAAGGAUAUUACAUAAACUACAAACUCAUGAAGAAACGAGUGAGGCAAUAUGCUCAACAGAUUCAACUUGGUACACAAGAUCGGAGGCAUGUACUCAAGGAUUUCUCACGGAUGCUGGAUAGUCAGAUUGAGAAAAUUGUCCUGUUCCUGUUGGAGCAACAAGGGAUUUUGGCAAGCAGGAUAGAAAAGCUUGUGGAGCAGCAUGAUGCUCUGCAGCAGGAACCUGAAAUAAACAAAAUAAAUGGAUUACGAGAAGCUUAUAGAACAGUGGGACAAGAUCUAUUAAAGCUUCUCUAUUUUGUUGAGAUCAAUGCUGUUGGCUUGCGAAAGAUAUUGAAGAAGUUUGACAAACGCUUUGGCUAUAGAUUCACUGAUUACUAUGUUAAAACUCGUGCAAAUCAUCCUUACUCCCAGCUACAACAAGUGUUCAAGCAUGUGGGACUAGGUGCUGUUGUGGGAGCCUUAUCUCGCAAUCUUCAUGAUCUUCAGGACCGACAAGGAAGCUACUUAUCAAUUUAUGAUCAGCCUUCUCUUCCCCUCCAGGAUCCUGUUAUUGAUUCAAUAAAUGCAGCUGUUGAUAGGUUAACCCACUCAACAAACUUUCUUAACUUUUUGGCACAACAUGCACUCAUUAUGCAAGAAGAUCUGCCUGCCCCUACUGAGGAACCUGUUGAUGAUAAAAGAUACCAUUUUAUGUCUCUUCUCCUCAACUUGGCAAACACAUUUUUGUAUAUGGUCAAUACAUAUAUUAUUGUCCCUACAGCAGAUGAUUACUCUACGAGCCUUGGCGCCGCACCGACAGUGUGUGGUAUUGUGAUUGGGGCAAUGGCUGUUGCACAGGUGUUUUCAUCUGUGUAUUUUAGUGCGUGGUCAAACAAAUCAUACUUCAGGCCUCUUGUAUUCAGUAGCAUAGCUCUUUUUUUUGGGAAUAUCUUGUAUGCACUGGCAUAUGAUAUUAGUUCGAUAUGGGUUCUCUUAAUUGGUCGCCUUUUCUGUGGAUUGGGAUCUGCCAGAGCUGUUAACCGGCGUUACAUUAGUGAUUGUGUUCCAUUAAGAAUCCGCAUGCAAGCAUCCGCAGGUUUUGUUAGUGCCAGCGCUCUUGGAAUGGCAUGCGGUCCUGCAUUAGCUGGCAUACUGCAAAUUGAUUUUAAGCUUUAUAAGCUUACAUUUAAUCAAAAUACCCUGCCUGGUUGGGUGAUGGCUGUUGCUUGGCUGAUAUAUCUAGUGUGGUUGUGGAUUACUUUUAAGGAACCUUCUCAUGACACUGAAGAGAAUCAGGGGCCACAACAGUCAAAUGAUGAUGAAGAAAAUAGUGCACUUGAAAAUGGCCUAAAACAGCCAUUGCUAAUUGCCUCAAAGGAUAAGGUAGAUGAAGACGCUGACCAAGAUUUUGAUGAAAGUGAAGAAGCUCCAGAGGAAUCUCGCGUACCUGCCAACUCAAUUGGAUCUGCAUACAGACUCCUGACACCAUCUGUAAAGGUUCAGUUGCUGAUAUAUUUCAUGCUCAAAUAUGUAAUGGAGAUUUUACUAUCGGAAUCUAGUGUCAUCACAACGUACUACUUCAACUGGUCAACAAGCACAGUUGCAGUUUUUCUUGCCUGCCUUGGUUUGACAGUUCUUCCUGUAAACAUUAUUGUGGGAAGCUAUAUAAGCAACUUGUUCGAGGAUCGGCAAAUUCUGUUGGCAUCGGAAAUCAUGGUUUGCAUUGGCGUUUUACUGAGCUUCAAUAUAAUCUUUCCAUAUACUGAGCCACAAUACAUAUGUUCGGGUCUCCUUGUAUUUGUUUCUGCUGAAGUACUUGAGGGUGUCAACUUGUCACUGCUUUCACGUGUCAUGUCGUCAAGGCUUUCUCGUGGAACCUAUAAUGGUGGUCUUCUGUCUACAGAGGCUGGGACAAUCGCUAGAGUGAUUGCUGAUGCAACUAUUACCCUGGCUGGAUUCGUGGGUGAGAGUAGGAUCCUUAAUGUCACCCUGCUGCCUUCACUCUUGAUUACCAUAUGCUCUAUUUUAGCAACCUGCUACACCUACAACUCUUUGUACUGAUUUCUGUUCUAAAGGUUUAGAUGGAAAGAGGAGAAUGCUCUUCUUCAACAUGACUUUAGUCUCUUCUCCAAAAAGUUGGAGAAGUAGCUAGGCAAAACGUGAACUCUAAGCAAAAUAGGUUUCUCAAUUAUCACUGUUAUUUGUUACUUCGUUGUCUGUUGAUAAAUGGGACGUGUAUUGCUCCUCUUGGUAUGCAUUUUACUUGAUUAGGAUUUAGGAUCGAUGUCACAUGAUAUUGUUAUGUGAAAUUUUGUAUCUUUCUCUUUUCUUAAAUAUUGAAAGGACCCACUUAUUUUAUAGAUA
Lotus japonicus is the source of this 2672-nucleotide messenger RNA. RefSeq names its product SPX domain-containing membrane protein At4g22990-like. Gene Ontology annotation, molecular function: transmembrane transporter activity. The record is from RefSeq and is a predicted model, not a curated record. Gene Ontology annotation, biological process: transmembrane phosphate ion transport from cytosol to vacuole. The coding region runs from base 279 to 2369 and encodes 696 amino acids. Gene Ontology annotation, cellular component: plant-type vacuole membrane. NCBI's taxonomy places the organism in Eukaryota, Viridiplantae, Streptophyta, Magnoliopsida, Fabales, Fabaceae. The transcript is spliced from 12 exons.